Lichtheimia ornata is the source of this 894-nucleotide messenger RNA. RefSeq lists its product as uncharacterized. Gene Ontology annotation, biological process: mRNA splicing, via spliceosome. The transcript has 5 exons. NCBI's taxonomy places the organism in Eukaryota, Fungi, Mucoromycota, Mucoromycetes, Mucorales, Lichtheimiaceae. Gene Ontology annotation, cellular component: U1 snRNP. Gene Ontology annotation, molecular function: U1 snRNA binding. The record is from RefSeq and is a predicted model, not a curated record. The coding region runs from base 1 to 894 and encodes 297 amino acids.
AUGUCGCAACCACCACCGCCACCACCACCGAUCGCAGGACAAACACCACCUCCAAGACCUCCAUUCCCUGCAUCUGGUCCAAUGCCACCAGCAUCCAUGCCUCCAGGCGGUGCUCCACCACCUUUUCCUCCACCACCUGGUGCUGUACCUCCUCCUGGCGCGCCUGCUGUACCACCUCCACCACCUCUCAUUGCAGCCAUUCCUGUUUCAAAACGUACUGUAAACACCGUGCCUAGCCGUACUGUCUACGCAAGCAAUCUCAAUGAGAAAGUGAAGCUUCCAGUGUUGAAGAACACAUUACGAACCAUGUUUAGCCAGUUUGGUGAAGUUUUGGACAUUGUGGCAUACUCCAACAUCCGUAUGAGAGGUCAAGCAUUUAUCGCAUACGCCGAUGAGGAAAGCGCAACCAAGGCCAUCAAGGAGUUGCAGCACUUUGUGCUUUAUGGCAAACCAAUGGUUGUGCAAUAUGCAAAGAACAAGUCUGAUGUCCAUGCGAAGAAGGAUGGUGAUUUUGAUGAGCAUUACAGUGAACGCAUGAAGCGAAAAGAAAUGCGAGCAUCGCUUCCACUUCCUGGAUCACACAAGCCUACUUUCAAACCACCUCGAUCAUCUGCUGGUCCUGCUAUAUCGAAUCCACAAAUUCCAGACGAGUACUUGUCACCCAACAAGAUUUUGUUUUUGCAGAAUUUGCCAGAGUCUAUCACGCAACAGCAAAUUGUGGAUCUUUUCUCAAGGUAUCCUGGUUUCCGCGAAGUGCGCAUGAUUCCUACCAAAAAGACCAUUGCCUUUGUCGAGUACGAAAACGAGAUGCAAUCGCACAUUGCCAAAAACGAGUUGUCUGCACACCAAUUCGAACCCGAUCAUCCUAUCAAGAUCACCUUUGCCAGAAAAUAG